AUGUCCUGUACAGAAGAAUUUCCAGACCAUUUAUUAUCCUUAAUUAAGACUUCUAAAUAUGUACAUGUUGCUACUAGUUCCAAAGACUGUGUUCCAUCCGUAUCCUUGAUGAAUUAUACCUAUAUUCCCAAGGAGAAAAGUUAUAAAGAUGAUAAAAGUGAAAAUGCAUAUAUUAUUUUUGCCACAUUAGACAACACAGAGAAAUAUGAUAACAUGUUGACCAAUCCGACCGUCUCCCUAUUAUUCCAUGAUUGGAUAACAGCAAAUAGUAUAUCUGUAAGGAAGACAGAAUUAUCUCGUUCAGGUACUCCAACACAAUCUGAUGUUGCUACACCAAAGGAGGGACCGAUAGUUAAAAGUACUCCAUCUCAUCCAAGUAAAUUGCUGAAUUUAUUACAGGAAUUGAAUCAAUCUGAAUUGAAUCAAAUGAGUGCCACUAUAAGAGGUCAUGCUACUACUAUUCAACCAAAUUCUGAUGAAUCAAAUUAUUAUAAGAGUCUACUUUUGAAAACUAAUCCUGAUGCUGGUGUAUUUAUCUUAGCUGAAAAUACUGUCAUUGUUAAAGUGAAAAUUGAAAGUGCUAAAGUGACUGAUAGUGAAAAUCAUACUGCCAUUUAUGAUUAA
Molecule: messenger RNA, 624 nt
Organism: Naumovozyma dairenensis CBS 421
Lineage: Eukaryota; Fungi; Ascomycota; Saccharomycetes; Saccharomycetales; Saccharomycetaceae
Product: pyridoxal 5'-phosphate synthase
Exons: 1
Coding region: 1-624 (207 amino acids)
Cellular component (GO): nucleus; cytoplasm
Source: RefSeq, a predicted model, not a curated record